UUCUAUGGAAUCCUAUUGGAUUAUGGGACCUGUCCAUCAAUUGUUGACUCAAAUCGCUGUGCAAUGGACUGAACUCGACUGAAGACCGAGAGCGCAGGAAGGUCUCAUUCAACUGCAGCGGGGACGGCAAGAGAGAAUGAGAAUUUAUCUGUCAGUAGUAUAGUUGAAGAAUAGUGAUAGUGAUACAGUGAUGGAUAUGAGAGAUGCUGCUGGAAGGUGGGAUGCUCUGGGCAGUCGAGAUGCGAGCUCCAGACACGCUGCAAUGGAGAUCAUUCACCAGGAGGUGAUUAAGAAAAUUGAGAGUAUCGGACCGAUACCGGACAAACACUCCUCCUCUCCCUUGGCCACAGAUGACAGUCUGGCCAGCGAUCUCAACGCUCUCCUGGCUCAUGUCCUGAUGCUUUCCAAAAGAUGUCCCUAUGAAGAUGUCAGAAAGAAAUGCCUAUGUUUGCUGCAGAGGGUUCAGGACGUUGGAGUGCGAAUACCCAGACCGCUGGGAAAUGGACCAAGUAGAUUCAUACCAGAGAAAGAGAUACUUCAAGUCAGUAAACUGGACGAAAGAACACAGUCGAUUUUUGAGGAUGCCUUCGCAGUGCUCGGUCGCCUUGACAACAUCUCUCUGGUGAUGGGGUUCCAUCCUCAGUAUCUGGAGAGCUUUCUUAAGACACAGCAUUACCUGCUUCAGAUGGACGGUCCUUUGUCUCUGCACUGCAGACAUUACAUAGGCAUAAUGGCUGCUGCCAGGCACCAGUGCACAUAUCUGGUCAACCUGCACGUGAAUGACUUCCUGCAGGUUGGGGGCGAUCCCAAGUGGUUGAAUGGCCUGGAAGAAGCCCCACAGAAUCUGCAGGCUCUUGGGGAGCUCAAUAAGAUCCUGGCCCACCGCCCCUGGCUGCUCACCAAAGAACACAUUGAGAGUCUACUGAAGGCAGAGGAGCACAGUUGGUCCCUGGCUGAACUGAUUCAUGUUGUGGUGCUGCUCACGCAUUAUCAUUCUCUAGCCUCCUUUACUUUUGGUUGCGGCAUCACCCCCGACAUCCACACAGAUGGAGGACAUACGUUCAGGCCGCCCUCACUCAGCGGUUACUGCGCUUGUGACAUUGCCAAUGGGAAUGGGGCCCUGGAGAUGUUAGGGAACCAGCAGGUGUCAGAAUCGUCUUGCGAGGUAGAGGUGCUGAUGGAGAGGAUGAAGCAGCUUCAGGAAUGUUGUGAUGAAGAGGAGGCUAGUCAGGAGGAAAUGGCCACACGUUUUGAGAGAGAGAAGAUGGAGAGCAUGUUGGUGAUCACCUCUGAGGAUGAGGAGUGUGUACCAUCCAGGGAUGUGUCACGACACUUUGAAGACCCUAGUUAUGGCUACAAAGACUUUUCCAGGAGAGGAGAACAUGUGCCUACCCUCAGAGUGCAGGACUAUAGUUGGGAGGAUCAUGGAUUUUCCCUUGUGAAUCGGCUGUAUCCAGAUUUUGGACAGCUUCUUGAUGAAAAGUUCCAGAUCGCCUACAACCUGACAUAUAACACAAUGGCGACACACCAGGGUGUGGACACUUCCAUGCUGCGUAGAGCGAUCUGGAACUAUAUCCACUGCAUGUUUGGCAUUCGCUAUGAUGAUUAUGACUAUGGAGAAAUUAAUCAACUGCUAGACUGCAGUUUUAAAGUCUACAUCAAAACUAUGGUGUGCAGUCCAGAGAAGAUCACCAAGAGGAUGUACGAGAGCUUCUGGAGGCAAUUCCAGCACUCUGAGAAAGUCCAUGUUAAUUUGCUUCUUAUGGAAGCGCGCAUGCAGGCAGAACUGCUCUACGCUCUGAGAGCGAUCACUCGCUACAUGACAUGAAGUGCUGUUCUUGUCAAAUUUGUUAUCUUUACUAUUGUUGAUGUUGCUAUUGUAGGACACUUCAAUAAAGCUAAAAAAAAACAAAAAAAAGAGGAAAAACAAAAUGGAGGAAGAAUAGUGAACGAUGAUGACAAGGAGGAACAGAUUCUGGUUGUUUUGUACAAGAAGGAAAAAAACAACAACUGUCAACUGAACCUACUUUCUGAAUCACUUGUUUGGCUGCUCAGCCUCCAGUGCCAAUUCUGGCCACUGGGGGGUGUCUGAGCAGACUCCCCCAAGCUGGGACGUGUUAGUGAGACUGCAAGCUUCUGGAGGCCAGACCUCCUUUUUGUAUUUCAAAUGCAUCUGCAAUAGAACGUUUUAGAAUCUUUUUGUGAGAUGAGAAAAAUUGCAAAUAGCAACUCCGGUGCAGAUAGACUGCACUAACACGCCUAUCUACUAGUGUUUUUUUUUUUUGUUUUUUUUUUUGUCCAUAUCGUUUUUAUAUUGUUCUUAUUUUUGUCAGCAGGGGCUAGAGAUAGAAGCAUUACUGAUUUUGCAUAUACGCGUGCCUAGUCAUGCGCAGCAAUGGUAACAGAUGCUGAGGUGCCAUCUGUUCAUGCUGCUUUUCUCAACUGAAAGGCCUCAAGACACCAAAACCAUCACCCACUUGUAUAAGCUAAUCCAAGAACGACUGUUUUUGUGUGUGUGUGUGUGUGUGAGAGAGAGAACAAUUCAAAAGUAAUAGCUAUCUGAGCCCUUGUUAUAGUUUACUGUAAGACACCACUUUGUCUCAUUGUAACAUUUCCAACGUGUGAAUGUUAUGGGGAAAAUCAGAAAAAAAGAUUUAUCAUAUUUUUUUGUGUUUUUCAUGCAUUAAAAAUAUGAAAGCACUUUUAAAAAAUGUUAAGAUGUGCUUCAGCUCACAUGUAGCCAUUUUGUUUUGGUGACCGUUGCAUAUCUUGUUUUAUUUGUUUUAGUAACUCCCAGUGCAAAAAAGUCUUCCUAUUGUGAUGUGCUUCCUGUUGCUCUGAUCCAUCUGCCUUAUCUGUCUUCCUUUUAAUGCUUUGUCAUCUUUUUUAUUUUUAUUCAUUAUAACUAAAUACCUCUUGUUAUGUAUCCUUAAAUAUCUAAGUGCUGUCUGGUGAGCAGGACUUUGUCUUACGUGGCGCUGCCUGUUGUAGGCUUCAAUCUGUACAGACCUAGACGCUAAGAACCAGGCUACCCAGACGACUGCACCUUUGUGGGGUUAAAUAAUGCUUGUUCUCAUUUUCAUAACUUUAAACAGUGUAACUAAGCAGUUUUGUUUUGUUUUGUUCAGAGUGCGUGUGUAUUUUUUUUCUUUUCAGGCUGGGUGGAUUCUCUGCUGUCUUUUUUGUUUACUAAAACCAGUUAAGUACUGCAUUCUGAUGAUGACAGGACUUGUAGAGGGAUGGUACUUUCUUUUGGAAUAUGAGGAGGUUUUUAAUCAGACUUGAGAGACUGAUGUCAGUUACUGACACUUUUAUAAGAAACUGUUUGAUAAGAAAAAUAAAACAUGGUAUUUCACUA
This is a messenger RNA of Myxocyprinus asiaticus (Chinese sucker), 3358 nucleotides long. Its product is annotated as sestrin-1-like. The transcript has 11 exons. The record is from RefSeq and is a predicted model, not a curated record. NCBI's taxonomy places the organism in Eukaryota, Metazoa, Chordata, Actinopteri, Cypriniformes, Catostomidae. Gene Ontology annotation, biological process: cellular response to L-leucine; cellular response to leucine starvation; positive regulation of macroautophagy. Gene Ontology annotation, cellular component: nucleus. Gene Ontology annotation, molecular function: L-leucine binding; oxidoreductase activity, acting on peroxide as acceptor. The coding region runs from base 191 to 1828 and encodes 545 amino acids.